UGCAAGUCGGUGCAUGAUUCGCUGCAGUUCUGAACCGCCGGCCGCGGCCGACCAAUCACAGUGGCCGGAGCGGAGCCUGGAUGGCGCUGGAGUUGUAUGAGAAGCAUGCCCAUUCAUAAAUUCAUAUUUAGUGCCCAGUCAAGUUUUAAACAGUUUUAACCGUAGUAAAAUGGCCAGUGGGACUGUACGGCGUCUGCGCCUCAAAACGGUUCUCAUUGACCUGAGUGGAACGUUACACAUAGAAGAAACUGCCAUUCCAGGGGCACAAGAUGCCUUGCGUAGGUUACAAGAUGCGAAUCUCCAAAUUAAGUUUGUGACUAAUACCACUAAAGAAUCCAAAAGACGUCUCUUCAAUCGUCUCGCCGGUCUUGGUUUCCCAGUGAAACAAGACGACUUCUUCACCUCACUCUCCGCCGCUCACGACUUUGUUAAAAAGUCUCAGCUGAAGCCUAUGCUUAUCAUUGACGAUGCAGCAAUGGAAGAUUUUGAAGAUGUCAGACCUGCAGAGGGUGCUGAACUUGACUCUGUUGUCAUAGGCCUUGCUCCAGAACUUUUCAACUACGAAAAGCUCACUGAAGCCUUCAGGGUGCUGCUGAACCCCGGCGCCAAGCUCGUCGCCAUCCACCAGGCCCGGUACUUCGCGCGCAAGGACGGCAUGUGCCUGGGGCCCGGCGCCUUCGUCAAGGGCCUGGAGUACUCCGCCGGCGUGCAGGCCCACACCGUCGGCAAGCCCUCGGCCGCCUUCUACCGCGCCGCGCUGGACGGCGUCGACCCGGAGGCCGCCGUCAUGAUCGGAGACGACGUCCAGGACGACGUGGCCGGCGCGCAGGCCCUGGGCAUGCGGGGCAUCCUGGUGCGCACCGGCAAGUACCGGCCGGGCGACGAGCUCAAGAUAGACCCGCCGCCCGCCAACGUGUGCGACGGCUUCCCUCAGGCCGUCGACGCCAUCCUCCAGGAACUGCAGGAACUGCCCGUCAGCUGAAUCUCGCCGCCACCAGUAUUUGAUGAGAAUAAAUGUAUGAUGUGUCCCUCGAGACUGAAAGCACGA
This is a messenger RNA of Thrips palmi, 1048 nucleotides long. RefSeq names its product haloacid dehalogenase-like hydrolase domain-containing protein 2. Gene Ontology annotation, molecular function: phosphatase activity. Gene Ontology annotation, biological process: dephosphorylation. The transcript has 4 exons. Bases 170 to 982 code for a protein of 270 amino acids. Lineage: Eukaryota; Metazoa; Arthropoda; Insecta; Thysanoptera; Thripidae. The record is from RefSeq and is a predicted model, not a curated record.